UACAUGUAAGGUCCGAUGUUUUCUCAAUAACACUACCACAUUUGUUAUACUUGAUUCAAGUUGGAUAUUAAGAAUUAUAGUCUGCUGUGCUUUACUUGUUCAGACUUUUACACUGGCAAUAGACCAUUGGAAUUCAUUUCUUUCUUGAAGAUAAAGUGAUACAAAUGAUGCUGUUCCCUGGACCUUAUUACGUGAUUAAGGGGCUAUACUUCGUAUUCUCACAGUACUGUGUUGUCUCUGUGUUCAUCACACUCCAUAUCCUCCUGCUGCCGUUAAGGUUCACUGCCCCUGCACUGUACUGGAAAAUUGACGCCGUUCUGUUCAAAGCUUCCCUGGGACUCGUGUCGUCAUGGUUUUACACAGAGGGAGUUACUUUGAAAGAGUCCGGGGACUCUUUGAAAGACAUCUAUAAUGAUGAGGUCCUUCUUCUAUGUAAUCAUCAAUCUACCGCAGACAUUGGAGUUAUGAUGCAGUCAAUGUAUUCAAAGGGUCCCACGGCCGGUCACUUGAUCUGGAUAAUGGAUCACGUGUUCAGACUCACGCACUUCGGUUGGAUGUCAUGUUUUCAUGGUGAUUUCUUUCUGGAAAAACCCAGGACUGAAGCAAAACGAAACGAACAGAUGCGGAAUAUGAAAGAGCAUAUCAGAAGCGCCUACUCGGAUGGCAUGAAGAAAUGGGUUGUGCUCUUUCCGGAGGGUGGAUUUUUGUGUAACAUGCGUCCAUCAAGCCAGAGGUACGCAAAUCAACAAGGUUUACCCAUACUUAAUAAUGUCUGCCUGCCUCGAUUGGUCGCAACACAAACAAUUAUUGACGAGUUGACCCCAAAAGAAGGUUCCUCCGACUUAAAGAAGUGUCGGAAUCUGAAGUGGAUCGUGGACACCACCAUAGCAUACCCGCGGGGUGAGGCACCCAAUGGUCUGUACCUUAUUUUCUCCAGGGGAAAAUUCCCGCCAAUUCGCGUCCAUUAUCGAGUGUUCGAUAUAAAAAGCGUGCCUCGAGACGAAGAGGGUUUCAAAAACUGGAUGUACGACAGGUAUAUAGAAAAGGAGGCCAUGUUGGAACGUUUCUAUAAAACCGGUUCCCUUGUGGACAACCUUACUGAAUCUAUUGACGCAGAUGUGAAAGGAGCCUUUUUCUCUGUUUUAUUCUACUUUGUAAUGGCAGUGUGCUUUAGCGUAUUUUUAUAUUUUCCAGUUAUAUCGUUAGUGAAUUUCAAAUGGAUUUUAUUGAUUGUUUUAAUUUAUAUGAUUUAUUUUGCGUAUAGUUUUGUGAAAACCUUCUUCUGAUGAAUAAAUGCAGUUGAUAUCAUA
Messenger RNA from Magallana angulata, 1310 nucleotides. RefSeq names its product acyl-CoA:lysophosphatidylglycerol acyltransferase 1-like. Bases 165 to 1286 code for a protein of 373 amino acids. Gene Ontology annotation, cellular component: endomembrane system. The transcript is spliced from 6 exons. The record is from RefSeq and is a predicted model, not a curated record. NCBI's taxonomy places the organism in Eukaryota, Metazoa, Mollusca, Bivalvia, Ostreida, Ostreidae. Gene Ontology annotation, molecular function: acyltransferase activity.